AUGCGGCUUCCAAAAAUUUCACUACCGACCUUUUCGGGUGCUGUUAAAGAGUGGCCCGAGUUCAUCGCGACUUAUAAUGCGCUUAUUCACGAAUCUACCCUUUUGAGGGAAAUUGAGAAAUUUAAUUAUUUAGUGUCCGUUUUACGCGGUGACGCUUUAUCGUUAAUUAGAACGUUUCCUGUUGCAAGUGAACAUUACUUAAGUGCAUACGAUGCUCUCAAGUCCCGCUACGAGGACAAACGCGACUUAGCUUUUACGUGUUGGCGUGACAUUUUAGAUGUCAGUUUUAAUACGGCUAACGCUCAAGAUUUUCGACAUGCGCUAGAUACAAUCGAUGAAAAUCUAACUAUCUUAAAACAGUUGAAAUUACCGACCGAACAUUGGGACUUUGUCCUUUGUUAUAAUAUUCUUGCGAAGUUAGAUACCAAGCUACGACGCGAGUUUGAAGAAAAACACGCCGACGUGGAAAUGCCUCAAUACAAGCAAAUUAGGGCAUUUCUACACGGGAAAAGCGAAGCUUUGUUGCGCGAUACGCACUUUACCGCUGUUACUUCUAAAAACGCGAACACUUCUAAAGAGGCAACGGGAACCUUACAGAAACCGAAGCGACAUAACGUCACGCAUACACUCCUCUCUCCUACUGUGAACCCCCUUCCAAAAGGUGGUGACAAACAAGAGGUGAAACCGAAAGUUUCGGGAACUCUGAAAGUUAUUCGAAAAUGUUCCUUCUGUGGUGAAGAGCACCACAUUUCAGCCUGUAAGGUCUUUCUAGCGAAAUCGGUGGACGAACGAAUGGCUGUUACUACAGAGAGGAAAUGGUGCUAUAAUUGUCUUAACGCGUCUCAUUCAGUGCGACAGUGCACAUCGAUAUUCUCUUGUCAGAAAUGCAAGCGGAAGCACCAUACUCUGUUACACCGAGAGGAAGCUGCCAGCAACCCCAAACCCUCUGGUGAAAAAUCAAGCUCAGUCGUCUUGCUGGCUAAAGAACCGUUAACUCCGUCCAAUUCACCUUCGAAUACGACCGUGCUGCUGGCAACCGCGCUCGUCCAAAUUCGUGAUGCUUCGGGCGAGUUUCAGACAUUCCGCGCGUUAUUCGACACCGGAAGUCAAAAUAAUUUCCUCACCACACACGCGGCUCAGCGGCUAAAGUUGAAGCCUACCGCGACUAGUGAUGGGCCGUGCGUCCUAGGGGGUGCACCUGCAUCAGUGACUGGCCAGGUCACCUGUGAUAUAGGUGCCAAGGACACCGUACAUUUCCGUCUGGAAAUGUUUGUUUCACCGCACAUAUGUGCAGAUCAGCCUAUAGGCAGACUCAAUAUGAGUGGAUGGGAUGACCUCAAAACAUUACCGUUAGCAGAUCCUGGUUUUGAUAUUCCUGGUCCAAUUGAUGUCUUGCUCGCUGCCGACGUCUUUGCUGAGUCACUUCUCGACCAACGUUUGAAACGCUGCGUCAAUCAACCGCGUGCUCUCAACUCUGUCUUCGGAUGGCUGAUAGUCGGAAAAACCCGACUAGCGUCGUCGUCUUUAUUAAGUGUACCAUCACCUAAUAAGGAUGAUAGCUUAAACAAUAUCGUUCAACGCUUCUGGGAGAUCGAUACCGUUCCGCAUUCUUCCCGAUUAACCCCAGAUGAACAACGCUGUGAAAAUAGUUUCACAAACGAGCAUUACCGUGACGAGACUGGUAGGUACGUCGUCUGUCUUCCCUUCAAAGAUAACGCUGAGCCUGUGUUUGAAGGCUCUCGGGAGAUAGCGGUACGACGCUUCCAUGCUAUCGAAAAGCGCCUUUCUCGUGAUCCAGACUUGAAACAACAAUAUGUUGAUUUCAUGACCGAUGACUACAGCGAAAGUUGUCACAUGUCUUUGAUGCCUGCUAAGAACGCGGCUCCAAAGAUAUCAUCCAACAAUGCGGAGAUUCCUUUCCACUACCGGGAGCACGAAGCGGCAUCUAUGGCCAACGUGCACCAACUGUACCGUCAAAUUACCGUUGCUCCGCAUUACCGUGAUUACCGGCGUAUUCUCUGGCGAGCUAACCCAGAUGAGCCUCUUCAGGAAUACGUAUUCAACACCGUACCGUACGGGGUCUCCUCGGCUCCGUUUCUUGCUUGCCGAACGAUCCAGCAAUUGGCCAACAACGAUGGUCAUAAGUACCCGAAGGCUAAAACCGUUCUAACUUCCGAUAUUUACGUCGAUGACGUCGUUACCGGAAGUUCUUCGCUGGAUGAUGCUCGUGACAUCAAGUCACAAGUUAUCGCUCUUUUUAAGCUCGGCUCUUUUGAGCUACGAAAAUGGGUAAGCAAUCGACCCGAACUUCUAAGGGAUAUGCCCUCAGAAAUGUGUCUUCCGGACGCCAUCGCAUUCACCGAGGCAGAAGUCACAACCGUUAAGGUCCUUGGCCUUAAAUGGGAGCCCGCUUCAGACUCGUUCGUUUGUAACGUCCAACCGUCUAAUCAACCGUGUACCAAACAAACGAUUCUGAGUGAGGUUGCCAGAAUCUUUGACCCUUUGGGUUUCUUGUCUCCUUUGACAAUCCAAGCCAAAGCCUUGAUCCAAAGACUUUGGAUUCUCGGCUCUUCAUGGGAUGAAACGCUUCCUCCGGAAAUUGUAUCGCAAUGGAACAGUUUCUUCCAUCAGCUUCCUCAAAGUAGGGAUCUGAAUAUUCCUCGCAAAUUCGCCAUCGAAGGUAUUCAAUCGUAUCAACUGCAUGGGUUUUGUGAUAGUUCUGAGAUAGCGUAUGGCGCCGUCGUAUAUCUAAGUAUCACCGAGCCUGAUGGCUCCAUCCGCGUCCACUUCGUUUGCCGCAUCCACAUGCUACGGCUUCCUGUUCGCGAAGCCUACUUUUGGUGCGACUCAACCGUUACAUUGGCUUGGUUGCGCGCUCCGUCCUCUCGUUGGGUGACAUUUGUCGCAAAUCGUGUUAGCCACGUGCAGGACAUCGUUCCUACCGCUUGCUGGAGACACGUUCCCUCUGGAACGAAUCCCGCAGAUAUCUGCUCACGUGGGCAGUUGCCUCGGGAACUAUUAACCAAUUCGCUAUGGUGGGCGGGCCCAGAGCGGCUUUCCCAAUCGCCGUCUGAAUGGCCAUCAGAUCUAUCGAAGGAUCGCAACAACGAUAACGUCGUACUUUCCCAACAGCGUCGUGAUCUGAAUACCUUUUCGGAACGGAGGUCGAGCGCCAUCGCGCGCUCCUAG
Messenger RNA from Cydia pomonella (codling moth), 3189 nucleotides. RefSeq lists its product as uncharacterized. Gene Ontology annotation, biological process: proteolysis. The record is from RefSeq and is a predicted model, not a curated record. The coding region runs from base 1 to 3189 and encodes 1062 amino acids. The transcript has 2 exons. Lineage: Eukaryota; Metazoa; Arthropoda; Insecta; Lepidoptera; Tortricidae. Gene Ontology annotation, molecular function: aspartic-type endopeptidase activity.